Parasteatoda tepidariorum (common house spider) is the source of this 2322-nucleotide messenger RNA. NCBI's taxonomy places the organism in Eukaryota, Metazoa, Arthropoda, Arachnida, Araneae, Theridiidae. The record is from RefSeq and is a predicted model, not a curated record.
UUGUAGACGAAAUAUUGGAUUAUUCAGCCAAAAAAGUGUGACUCGUCCUUUUAAAGCUACAAUGUUUUUUUCAACCUUUCAUCUCUUUCACUGUCUGCAGUUAUGAUAUUACGUCCAUGUCUCGCUUUCUUUCUAUUGACUGCGGCCUCUGGAUGUCCUUUCUUUUUAUUGAAAGAAAAACCUCUGGAUCAAUGUACAAAGAAAAGAUUGGAAGAAAUUCCAACAAAAGAAGAUAAAGAUUUCAAGACGUUAGGUCCACGCCAGUUUUCAAAAAACUUCCAAGGGAUUGUGGAACAAAACUUGGAGCCAUAUGUAUUUCUACAACUACGAUUGGAAGAUAUUGCUGAGAAAUCUGGCUUAUAUAACGUCUCACAGAACGAAACAGACGAAAUUCUUAAAAAACUUAAUGAAUCUCGAGAAGUGCAAGAUUUGUUGCUGAAAUGCAAUGAAUUCCAUACUGUUCCAGAAUGUAACAGCAGCAGCACCAAAUACAGAGCUAUAGAUGGUUCUUGCAACAAUCUGAAAUAUCCACUCUGGGGCAGUGUUCAUUCAACUACUGAUAGAUAUGUUGCUGCUUCUUAUAAUGGUGUGAGUGGAUUUCGAAAAUCAGUUUCCGGAGAAGAUUUGCCAAAUGCACGAAACAUUAGCAUAAAUAUGGAAAACAAGAAUGUUCCCUCCAAUCAAGUAUCCGCAUUUUUUUCUUAUUAUGGUCAAUUCUUGGUCCAUGAUCUUACCCUUGCUCCAGCUAUAGCUCGAAAUGGAACUAUAGUACCUUGCUGUGAAAAAAAUCCUGAUCGUAACUGCGUAGACAUUGAUAUUAGUCCUGACGAUCCUUUUUACCACCAGUUUGAAUUUUCAUGCAUACCAAUUNUAAGCUGGAGAUGCAUAAGAAAUGGAACUAUAGUACCUUGCUGUGAAAAAAAUCCUGAUCGUAACUGCGUAGACAUUGAUAUUAGUCCUGGCGAUCCUUUUUACCACCAGUUUGAAUUUUCAUGCAUACCAAUUACAAGAACAGCUCCUUAUCCACAAUGCAAUUUUGAUAAAAGACAGCAGAUGAAUAAAAAGACUUCAUUCCUGGAUGUUUCUGCUGUAUACGGAAGUAAUGAAAAAGAAGCUCAACAAAUGAGAGCAAAUGAUUCCUCCGGUAGACUACAAGUGCGUCAAACUCCUUUCGGUGAAAUACUGCCGCAUGCCUACAGCAAUGAAACACUCUUCUGUAUUAUCAAUGAAACUGAGAGGUGUUUCUUAUCUGGUGAUGAACGAAUAAACCAACAUACAAUGUUAAUCUUUGUGCACACACUGUUGGUCCGUUUACACAAUACUAUACAUGACAAGCUGCUCGGCCUGAAUCCUCACUGGGACAGUCAAAAACUUUAUGAUGAAACCAGGAGGAUAGUGAUUGCUCUUCAACAAAAUAUGGUCUACCAAGAAUAUCUACCGUGGAUAGUGGGACCAGAAAAUAUGAAGAAAUAUAAUCUAUCGGUCGAGGAUUCUUUGUACGAUGAAGAAACUAGUCCUCUGCUAUUCAAUGAGUUCGGCGCUGCAUCCUUCCGGUUGCACAGCAUGCUGCCCAAAACUGUGAGCACGCAUUAUCCGAAGAUAAGAAUGAGUCUCACAUACUCUCACUUCUGUCCAGUUUACAAUGGACAGUUGGACGCUUACAUCACUGGAUCGUGUGAAACCCCAUCUGAAAAGUUUGACCGUUUUAUAAAAACUGAUGUCAGAGACUACUUGCACAGACCACCUAAAGGAUCUUUCGGAGUGGACCUCGCUGCCAUCAACAUCCAAAGAGGGCGAGAUCAUGGACUCGCGAGCUACAUCGACGUGGUAGAAAAAUGCUCAGAGGGAAAAACUAGGAUUAAAACAUUUCUUGAUCUCGAAAACAGGAUGUCUGAAGAUAGUGUCACAUUUCUGAAGAAAAUAUACUCGGACGUAAGGGAUGUUGAAUUAUGGCUUGGAAUGACAGCAGAAACACCGAUUGAAGGGGGUGUGACAGGCCCUACUGCUACCUGUAUAUCAGCCAUUCAAUUUCAUCGUCUAAAAUUCGGUGACAGUUUCUUCUAUACUCAUAAAAAUGGAAGACAUCCAUUCACAAAAGAUCAAUUGGAAACCAUUAAAUCUUUCUCUGUGGCUCGCUGGCUUUGUGACACUACAAGAUAUGAUAAAGUUCGCAGACAUCCAUUGGCUGUACCUGGGAAGAAUAAUCCUGUCACAACAUGUCAAACAAUACAGCCUCUAGACUUGACACUGUGGAGAGAAGAAGUAUAAACGUUGUAAUACAUACGAUAAAAUGAAAUAAAAGAAAUUCUUUCCAUUGUGAAA